Colletotrichum fioriniae is the source of this 744-nucleotide messenger RNA. Lineage: Eukaryota; Fungi; Ascomycota; Sordariomycetes; Glomerellales; Glomerellaceae. The record is from RefSeq and is a predicted model, not a curated record.
AUGGAUGUCGUGUGCCUUGUUCUUCCUCUAAAGAUCAUCAUCCCUUUGCAGAUGGCAGCCCGACAAAAGCUGUCGCUGAUUCUGCUAUUCGCAACAGGGGGCUUCGUCUGCAUCUGUGCAAUCAGACGUACAAUCCUGCUACCGCCGCUGUUCAAAAGUACGGACUACACUUUCGACAUUGACAAGCAGUUGAACUGGGCAUCCAUCGAAGUCAACGCUGGAAUUGUGUGCGCCUCCGUCCCGGCACUCAAGCCCUUCUUCGUGCGCUAUCUGCCCAUGUUUGUCACUUCGCAUAUCACCGCACGCGGCUCCAAGACGAAGAAGACAACACCAGAUUAUCAGAACUACCAACACUCGAAUCCUUACUCGACCACGAUCGAAGCCAAUAAGAAGAGGCGCAACAUCCAGUCAGAAGCUUACGAGCUGCAUUCGCGUGAUGAUUUAUCGCUAUCUUCGAAUGACAUACCAAAGGAUGGGUCAAGAGAAGAUGUUGCGAAGCUUUGGUCCGGAAAUGACAUUCGCCAAGAAAGCAAAAGCUACCGCGAGACCAUCAUCGAGUCGAACCCGAAAGACCCGGAUGACAGUAGCCCAACCAUUGUCGACGAGAUACAGCCGGUGGCGGAAUAUGACUCAAAAGGAGACUCAUCACAGAGAUUGGCGAGCAUGAGCGCUAUCAGGGUCACAACAGAGACGCGGGUCGAGUAUGAUGUGCUAUGGCCCGACCAUUGCAGUCCCAGGGAAUGA